Molecule: messenger RNA, 7558 nt
Organism: Actinia tenebrosa (Australian red waratah sea anemone)
Lineage: Eukaryota; Metazoa; Cnidaria; Anthozoa; Actiniaria; Actiniidae
Biological process (GO): heterophilic cell-cell adhesion
Molecular function (GO): protein binding; scavenger receptor activity
Source: RefSeq, a predicted model, not a curated record
AACAACAAAGGGCAGAGUCAGUUCUUUGUGGCAUGAUGUAAACUAUUUGGUUUAACUUGUCUGUGCAUAUAGAUAAAUUCAUCUUUUUUUCAUGGUGGAUGAUUGAAUGGCAGUCAUCUUUGGGGAAAUUUAGCAGACAUAUUCGGCAUUUUCCUGUACUCCGGUUAGAGUAUAUUUUCACCCUGUUGUUCACUAUACUAGCGCAUUUCCAAAACAGUUCAGAUCCUUUUUAUUUCCAGAAAAAGAGUGUUUCAUUUGUAGGUAUUGUUUUAUUAAACCUCAACGAUAUGGGCUCAGACGUGUUGCUACGUAUAACUCUCAGUUGCUGCAUUUUUGUAUUAGUUCUACCUGGUCAAAAUAAUGGCAAUCGACUGACAGCAAAUGGAACAAAUGUUUGUUCCAAGCGAGUAAGCUUCAGUGAAAACUACAAACAGUCAUAUCGAGUCCCACACAGAUACGAAAUAACCUAUAAAUGUGGAUUAUGGGACUUGAAAAUAUGCACUCGAAACAGAACUAUUUACUUAACCAAUUAUCGGACAAUUACGAGAAAAUCCUACAGAAAACAAUACCAAUGCUGUAAGGGAUGGAGACAAGUGGGAGAUCAGUGUACCAAAGCCAUUUGUACUCAGCCUUGUGUGAAUGGCACGUGUUCCAAACCAGACUACUGCUCGUGUUACUCGGGUUACUAUGGAAAACUGUGCGAAAUUGACUGUCCGUCACAUAAAUGGGGACCACACUGCAGACAUUACUGUCUCUGUCAAAAUAACGCUAAAUGCUCUCCCCACACUGGUAUCUGUAUGUGUACCCCAGGGUGGAAGGGACAGUACUGCAACAAGACAUGUGACCAAGGUUACUAUGGUGACAAAUGUCAACACCAGUGCAUGUGUCUUAAUGGAGCGACAUGUGAACCUGUUAGUGGAAACUGCUCAUGCGCAGCUGGAUAUCAAGGACAGCGAUGCGAGAGGCUAUGCAUGGAUGAUAUCAUGGGAUGCAAAUGUCAAGGAAACUGCGCAUGUCACAACAACGCCACUUGCUCCCCACAUGGCUUUUGUAACUGUAUCCCCGGCUAUACCGGCAUGCUAUGCGAGAAGCGAUGUUCCGCGGUUCUAAGCCGCUGUAUAAGACAGUGCAAUUGUAGUCAGUGGGGAUACUGCAAUCCUUAUUCUGGUUUGUGUUCAUGCCAGCCCGGAUACGUUGGUGAAGAUUGUAGUAAACUUUGCCCGGAUGGACAAUAUGGACCAGGAUGCACCGCGCCCUGCAAAUGUCAGAACAAUGCAACAUGUAGCAAGGUGGAUGGAUCAUGUGACUGUCUACCCGGGUGGACUGGUGUUGAAUGUAAUACUCCAUGUCCGGCUGGUAACUAUGGGAAAAACUGUCAAUCAAAGUGCUUAUGUCAGAAUGAUGCAUCAUGUGACCCCGUGACAGGACAAUGUAAGUGCGUGGGGGAGUGGCAGGGGAGAUUUUGUAAUGCUAGUACGACUUUUCAUCGAGGAAAACAAAGCAAAUAUAAAGAUGAAUUCCUUCUACCAGGCGUGCUUUGCGGUGUCGGUUUUAUCAUCAUCAUAACCAUUGUUGUUGUGGUACUGAUAAAAUGUCGAAAGCAAAAAAAAUCGGACAGAAUAAAAAUGACAAAAGAUCCUCCCGUGACCGAAAAGGACAAAAAAAAAGUCGAGUCUUCUAUCAAAAACGGCGGGAAAAGAAAGAGGAAGCGACAAGCAAAGAAAAAGGAAAACUCUAAUUUGGAUAUUAAUCUUGAAGCUCCAUUUUACGUUAAUUUCCAAGCUCAAAACUCAAAAGAAAGUCAUGUGGUCAGUGUCAGUACCGUAACUAUAGAAACUCAUUAUACUGACCUCCGUUAUGCUGAUAGCCUUGGCAACCAAGAUGUUUAUCAAUCUCUUGAUAGAAAUUUGAAGGACUCUCAGCUUAACGGCAUGGGUAUCUAUGGCAACCAAGAACAUUGUCAUGGUUACCCCAAGGGUUUCCAUGGCGACUACCAGUCUUUGAGAAUUGAGCAAGGGGAUAAUCACGUUUAUCAAGGUCUCUCGUUCAAAGAUCACUCGACUGGUGAAGUUGAAUCCCCGGCACUAUACGAUAAUGUAUCCCGUGUACUCGAGAUCUCUGAGCCUCAGUAUGAAAUCAGCCCAUUAGAGGAGGACGAGACAUAUAUUACGAUGAUUUCACUUAGCAAACUUGGCACCGAAUGGAGCGAAUGUCUGCUCGAAGACUGUAAGGUCAGUGUGAAUAUCAUCUUGGUUGGCGAAUGUCCUUCACAUAAAUGGGGACCACGCUGCAGACAUGACUGUCUCUGUCAAAAUAACGCUAAAUGCUCUCCCCACACUGGUGUCUGUAAGUGUACCCCAGGGUGGAAGGGACAGUACUGCAACAAGACAUGUGACCACGAAUGCACGUGUCUUAAUGGAGCUACAUGUGACCCUGUUAGUGGGAAAUGCACAUGCGCAGCUGGAUGUGUGCUCGACGAUGUGAAUGCUAGAAAGGAGCUUCUUAUGAACACAUGCGAGAAGCUAUGCAUGGAUGAUAUCAUGGGACGCAAAUGUCAAGGAAACUGCGCAUGUUACAACAACGCCACUUGCUCCCCACAUGGCUUUUGUAACUGUAUCCCCGGCUAUACCGGCAUGCUAUGCGAGAAGCGGUGUUCCGCGGUUCUAAACCGCUGUAUAAGACAGUGUAAUUGUAGUCAGUGGGGACACUGCAAUCCUUAUUCUGGUUUGUGUUCAUGUCAGCCCGGAUACGUUGGUGAAGACUGUGGUAAACAAUGUCCAAGAGGACUAUAUGGCCCAGGAUGUACCGCGAUCUGCAAAUGUCAGAACAAUGCAACAUGCAGCAAGGUGGAUGGAUCAUGUGACUGUCUACCCGGGUGGACUGGUGUUGAAUGUAAUACUCCAUGUCCGGCUGGUAACUAUGGGAAAAACUGUCAAUCAAAGUGCUUAUGUCAGAAUGAUGCAUCAUGUGACCCCGUGACAGGACAAUGUACGACUUUUCAUCGAGGAAAACAAAACAACUAUAUAUAUGAAUUCCUUCUACCAGGCGUGCUUUGCGGUGUCGGUUUUAUCAUCAUCAUAACCAUUGUCGUUGUGGUACUGAUAAAAUGUCGAAAGCAAAAAAAAUCGGGCAGAAUGAAAAUGACAAAAGAUCCUCCCGUGACGGAAAAGGACAAAACAAAAGUGGACAGGAAGCGACAAUCAAAGGGAAAAGUAAACUCUAAUUUGGAUAUUAAACUUCAAGCUCCAUUUUACGAUAAUUUCCAAGCUCAAAACUCAAAAGAAAGUCAUGUGGUCAGUGUCAGUACCGUAACCAUAGAAACGCAUCAUACUGACCUCCGUAAUGCUGGUAGACUUGGCAACCAAGAUUUUCAUCAAUCUCUUGAUAGAAAUUUGAAGGACUCUCAGCUUACCGGCAUCGGUAUCUAUGGCAACCAAGAACAUUGUCAUGGUAUCCCCAAGGGUUUCCAUGGUGACUACCAGUCUUUGAUAAUUGAGCAAAGGGAUAAUCACGUUUAUCAAGGUCUCUCGUCCAAAGGUCACUCGACUGGUGAAGUUGAAUCCCCGGCACCGUGCGAUAAUGUAUUUCGUGUACCCGAGAUCUCUGAGCCUCAGUAUGAAAUCAGCCCAUUAGAGGAGGACGAAACAUAUAUUACGAUGAUUACAAGGCUACAUGCAGUAAUUAUGAUACCUGGAUUUGUCAAGGUCUUUGCCUUUAGUUCCUUUGUGAUUGAAUUAUCUCUUCUGGCUCAAAGCUUAGCAAACUUGGCACCGAAUGGAGCAAAUGUCUGCUCGAAGACUGUAAGCUUUAGUCAAACCUACGCACAGUCACAUCAAGUCUCAUACAGACACAAGUCAAAUUAUAAAUGUGGAAUAUUCAAUUGGGGUAGAUGCACUCGAUACAGGACUGCUUACAGGGCUGCCUAUCGAACAGCUACGAGAACAUCCUACAGAAAACAAUACCAAUGCUGUAAGGGAUGGAGUCAAGUGAGAGAUCAGUGUACCAAAGCUAUUUGUACUCAGCCUUGUGUGAAUGGCAGGUGUUCCAAACCAGACUACUGCUCUUGUAACUCAGGUUACUAUGGAAAACUGUGCGAAAGAGACUGUCCUUCACAUAAAUGGGGACCACACUGCAGACAUUACUGUCUCUGUCAAAAUAACGCUAAAUGCUCUCCCCACACUGGUAUGUGUACGUGUACCCCAGGGUGGGAGGGACAGUACUGCAACAAGACAUGUGGACAUGGUUACUAUGGUGACAAAUGUCAACACGAAUGCAUGUGUCUUAAUGGAGCGACAUGUGACCCUGUUAAUGGUAACUGCACAUGCGCAGCUGGAUAUCAAGGACAGCACUGUGAAUCAGGAUGUUCUCGUGGUUGGUAUGGACAGGAUUGUGCAGUGAAGUGCGCAUGUCUGAACGGAGCUUCAUGUGAUCACGUGAACGGCACGUGUAAUUGUACAGCUGGAUGGACGGGAGACAUAUGUAACCAAAAGUGUCCCGAAGGUACAUAUGGAUACCGUUGUGCACAAACAUGCCUAAACUGUAUGCAUGGUGCAAUGUGCGAUCACGUGACUGGAGUAUGUGACUGCAGACUUGGUUACAGAGGAAAGAGAUGUGAAGAUCUUUGUGAAGAAGGAACAUAUGGUCACAACUGCCAUGACAAAUGCGCAUGUCAGAACAAUGCCACGUGUUCACCGAUAGAUGGUUUCUGUAACUGCACCUCUGGAUAUAAGGGCAAGUUUUGUGAAAAACAGUGUGCUGGCGGGGCCGGAGGUCUUGGAUGUAAAGUACAUUGCAAUUGCACAAAAUGGGGAACCUGUAAUCCAUUCACAGGGGAGUGCGCCUGCCAGCCUGGAUAUAUUGGUGAAAAUUGUGGUAAACAAUGCCCAGAUGGAAAAUAUGGACCAGGAUGCAACGCGUCCUGCAAAUGUCAGAACAAUGCAACAUGUAGCAAGAUGGAUGGAUCAUGUGACUGUCUACCGGGGUGGACUGGUGUUGAGUGUAACAAUCCAUGUCCGGCUGGUUACUUUGGGAAAAACUGUCAAUCAAAGUGCUUAUGUCAGAAUGGUGCAUCGUGUGACUCCGUGACAGGACGUUGUAUAUGCGUGGGGGAGUGGCAGGGGGAACUGUGUGACAUCAAAUGCGGUCGCUGGACUUUUGGUGUGGGAUGCAAAAAUCAAUGUAAUUGUAACAGGACGCUAACUGACAGAUGCCAUGCUUUAUCAGGGCUCUGUUUGUGUAAGGAAGGCUUUGCCGGUGACAUAUGCUUUACAAGAAUUGUUUGUGCAAUUGGUCGCUAUGGUAACCUCUGUCAAAAAAAAUGUAGCUGCAAUAAUAAUCUCUGUGAUGUAAUAACAGGCGUAUGUAUCUGCCCAAUUGGGUAUUCAAGACCGAAAUGCCUAGCUUGUCCACAAGGUACAUACGGCUAUGAAUGUCAAUCUACUUGUCAAUGUGCGAAUGGUGCUACGUGUGACCGCGUGACUGGAGUCUGCUCGUGUACAGCUGGUUGGUAUGGUGCUCUUUGUAAACAAGGGUGCCCAAAGGGAACGUUUGGCUUAAACUGCAACAGUAUGUGUACUUGUCAGCAUCAGUCGUCGUGUGAUCACGUGACCGGUGCUUGCCUGUGUUCACCAGGAUGGACGGGGAACCAAUGUGAAAAAGCAUGUAAGCAAGGUUUUUAUGGCGAAGACUGCGUAUCAGCCUGUCAGUGUUAUAGAGAAAACACAGUGUCUUGUGAUCACGUGAACGGCACAUGCUACUGUAAACCGGGAUGGACUGGACGCGAGUGCACCUUGUUUUGUCCACAGGGUACAUACGGCAAUAACUGUACAUCCAAGUGUAGCUGUAGAUCAACAAAUACUCUUGAAUGUAACCACAUGACAGGAGCGUGUACCUGCAAUGAUGGAUAUACUGGUGAACGGUGUGAAAAAGAAUGUCCUGUCGGUACAUUUGGGUUCAAUUGCAGAGAAAAAUGUCAAUGUAAAAAUGAAAUCAUGCUUAGUGUAUGUGAUCACGUGACGGGCACCUGUUACUGUAAACCAGGUCUUCAAGGUGCUUACUGCAACGAAACAUGCCCUGUUGGUACGUAUGGACAAGGCUGUUCACAGUCCUGUAAGUGCAUGAAUAAUGCCACUUGUGACGUAGUAGACGGCAAUUGCACGUGUUUACCAGGAUUUGGCGGCAAAUACUGCGAAGAACUUCUUCCUACUGACCCAACUGCCAAUAAAGAUCAAUUUGGUGAGCAGGACAGCUUUGUUCAUCCAGGUGUUAUUAUUGGUUUUAUUGUUGGUCUUAUCAUCAUUCUAUCCAUUAUCGUUGCCAUUGGUUACUGGGUUUAUAGAAAAAGACAACAUGAGCCCAUGCACAGACAACCUACUGAACCCAUUUAUGAAUUUCCUGAUGCUGCGAGCUCAAUUGAGCUACAAACUACAACCAAAAAGAAACGUGACAACAACAAUGCUAUGGAGAAUAAUUACAUGGGUAUUGAUAACCGCGGAGGGGUUGGAGAUGAGCAUGCAUACCAAUCUCUUCAUAAAAAGAGCAAUUACCAUGGAAACGAUUCCUCCAACAGUGAAUCUGUUAGCGCUAGUGUUUAUCAGUCACUGAAAGUAGACGGCAAUGACAACGAUAGAAAACUUGACCCAACUUAYCAGAGCCUCACAAAAACUGGUCAGCAGCAACAUCUUGAACCGAACGACGCGAAGAACAAAACGGUUGCCAUGGCGACUCACUAUAUGGGCCUUGGUGACCGCGCCAACGAUUUAUAUCAGCCUUUGAAUAGAAAAUAUGGUGGUACAGAUGAAAACAAACUAAAAGAUGAUCUUAAACCACAAAGCCGUGACAAGGGUUGUCAAGGUGACGACCACAGUAACCAUGACGACUACCAGCCGCUCAAGAAGAUUGGCAAGGACAACGAAUACCAAAGUUUGAAUUCUGAAAAACGAUUGCCCCUGGAAAACGGAGAAUUCUUUGAGAACGCGCCGCAACACAUCAAGCAGGCUGCCUCUCAUCAUGAUGAUGGCUUGAAUAAUAGUAUUGAUACGCACUAUGAACCUGUUAGGGAACAAACCAAUCAGGAUGAAGCAGUAGAUACGCCUUCCUAUGAGAUUUUACCACCCAGAACAAUCAUAAAAGCAAUUUUUGACAAAAACCAGUGAGGACGAAGCAGUUGAUACGCCUUCAUACGAGAUUUUACCACACUAGAAACCAUCAUAAAAUUCAUGACCAGAAUUUCCGAAUGGUCCUGCGCAGUAGGGUCACUAGACCUUUAAAGACAAGGUUAAGAAUAAAUACAGAAAAUAUAGGUACUCACAGGUUUUGUAGUUUUUUCUCGAUGCUCAAGGUCUUAAACUUCUCAUAUGCAUGUCCUUUUGAAUUGUCAUAUAACUGUUGUUUCGUAGAAACAAAUACAAUCCUUGAUUCGGUUUAAGAGCACUAUUAAAGUGUCAUUAUUAAGACAGAACAUGACCGCUAUUUUCAAAAUUUGGCACAAACAUGUGUACAUCGGAGAGUAUUUAUUGAUUUUGUGCAAAGUAAAUCCCUUCAUAUGCAUGUCAUUCCG